Messenger RNA from Salvia miltiorrhiza (redroot sage), 516 nucleotides. RefSeq lists its product as uncharacterized. The transcript has 2 exons. Bases 1 to 516 code for a protein of 171 amino acids. Lineage: Eukaryota; Viridiplantae; Streptophyta; Magnoliopsida; Lamiales; Lamiaceae. The record is from RefSeq and is a predicted model, not a curated record.
AUGGUGAAGAGAUUGGGGUUGACCGAGGUGAAGCACCCCAAGCCGUAUCGUUUGCAGUGGCUGAAUAAGACCGGUGUCAUCAAGGUUACGAGACAAGUGAAGGUUCCUUUUCACAUUGGGAAGUAUGAGGAUGAGGUGUUAUGUGAUGUGAUUCCCAUGCAAGCGAGCCACAUAUUGUUGGGGCGUCUGUGGCAGUUUGAUCGACGCGUUACUCAUGAUGGCUUCACCAACAAAUAUUCCUUUGAGUAUAAGCAGAAGAAGGUGUCACUUGUUCCUCUUAGGCCUAAACAAGUUUAUGAAGAUCAAGUACAAUUGCAAAACGAGGUGGAGAAGGUGAAGUCCAAGGAGCAUCCCAUAGAGAAAAAGGAGAAUGGGUUGAUUCAUAAGUCCUUUCUUGGAAGGGCUAGUGAAUUGAAGUGGGCCAUGAAGGAGGAGAGGCCGAUCAUUGAGUUUGAUGAUGUCUUUCCCAAAGAUACACCUGCUGGUUUACCACCAAUUCGAGGGAUUGAGCAUUAG